AUGAACAUGGAGCAGUGGAUUAGUGAAGGAUUGUCCAAAAUCUUGGAUUUCCAGAUACCGGAUGAUUUAAUAAAAUAUAUAAUGUCUAUAGAAAGUGAGAAUGAUUUGAAUGAGUACAUGAAAACUCUGCUCGACUUUGAUAACUCACAACAUAAAGGUUUCUUCCUGGAACUUUGCAAGAAAAAGUUCCCAAGCAGAGCCGCAUCACAACCCAAACAAAAGAAGAAAAUAUCUAAGAAUAAGCAACAAGACUUCAUCAGUGCCCCACCACCAGUUCAGGAAAUAAAGGAACCUGUGGAAUCUGAUAGCAAGUCCAAGAAGAAGACCAAGUAUGUCAACUUGUACUCACAAGAAGGGAAGAAUGCACAAGUUGUGUUGUUAAAAGGCAGACACCGCUGUGACUGUCAAGCUUCCAAACAUGAUUUGGUCAACAAUUGCAUUCAAUGUGGACGUGUCGUGUGUACGCAAGAAGGCUCAGGACCAUGCCUGUUUUGUGGUAACCUGGUGUGCACUCCAGAAGAACAAAAAGAGAUAAAUUCGAAGACCAAGGGUGCUGCCAAGCUGAUGGAGUCUUUAAUGGAACGAAGUAGACCUAAAGGAUGGGAGGCUGCCCUCUCACACAGGAACCGUCUACUGGAGUAUGACCGCACUAGUGAGCGUCGUACUCGCGUCACGGACGAUGACAGCGACUACUUCAACGCUAACAGCGUAUGGCUGAAUGCUACUGAAAAGGACAAGUUAGAAAAAUACCAACAAUCUCUCCAUGACAAGAAACAUGGCUCCAGGCUCAAUAAGAAGAUGACAUUUGAUUUUGCUGGUCGCCAAAUAGUGGAAGACAACACAGUAGACUAUGAGCCGGACGAGGAUCAGAUCAGACAGAUGACUACUGACAAUACUACCAGUGGAAGCAAGCUGCAACAUGACAUGUUCAUCGGAGUGGCCAGUGACAGGGACGUGGCUCCUGGAGUUAAUGCACCGCUUUUACAGUUCGACCCUUCAGUAGAGAAAGGCUACGCUCAGGUGACCAGAAGUAAUCCUGGCCAGCAGAUGCCUCGCGUCCAGGACAUGGAGCUGCAGGAGAUGAGUGACACCGGCCGCUGUCUGUCCAUGCACCAACCCUGGGCUUCUCUCCUUGUUGAGGGGAUUAAGCUGCAUGAAGGUCGUACCUGGUACUCCAGUCACCGCGGUCGACUGUGGAUCGCAUCUACGGUGAAGCCACCAGACCAGGAACUCGUUAGGGCCAUUGAGAACCAGUAUAGAGUUCUAUACCCAGAUACAGAAGUAAAGUUCCCGUCGUUCUACCCAACUGGAUGUCUCCUCGGCUGUGUCAACGUGGAUGACUGCCUACCACAAGAAGAGUACCAAAAAAAAUACCCAGGUGGUGAGAGUGACAGUCCGUACGUGUUCAUCUGUUCCAAUCCCAUCAGCUUGAGGCUUAGGUUCCCGAUCAAAGGAGCCCAUAAAAUAUAUGCAUUGGACAAAACGAUUCAUCAAGCAGCUGUGAAGAGCAUUCAGAAAAUGUUCAAAGUCCAGCCAAAUGCUGCAUAA
Messenger RNA from Spodoptera littoralis (African cotton leafworm), 1548 nucleotides. The record is from the annotation of a GenBank genome assembly. NCBI's taxonomy places the organism in Eukaryota, Metazoa, Arthropoda, Insecta, Lepidoptera, Noctuidae.